GACAGUUUAGGUCAGGUUAGUGCACAAAACGAAGGAAGAAGUUACCAAGGUCCUUUGGCAAAUCCUCAAAAAUUAUUGUAAAGUCGCAGUAAAAAAUUUAUUUAACAUGGAAGAUAACGAGCCAUUGGCUCAGCAGGUUGAGAUCAACUUCCUCAGUUUUUCGGUCCCAAUUCCUGAUGAUUAUCUGCUAGAAACAACUCUUAGAGAAAGAAUGGUUGAUGUACCACUUCCGAAACUGCCAUUUAUAGACAAACCACUUGUUAGAAAAUCGGAAAAAGAUUCUAUUGAAUUUUACAAGAAAGGAGAGAAGAUGUUAGGAUUGGGUAAAAAAAACGAAGCCUUAAAAAAUUAUAGCGAAGCCUUAAGGAUGGUCCCGCGUACUUCAAAAAGAGUUUCAGAUUAUUACGCGGCACGAUCAAUGGCUUUUCAAAAAUUAAAAAUGUACCAUGAAUCAUUGAAUGACAUUCAGAGAGCUCUCAAACUACCAAUCACCGAGGAAAAGAAGACAAUACUUUUAAAACGAUUAUCCAUAAUAGAAUUUUUACUUUCGAGUGGUACUUUAGAAAAUCAAAAAAUCAAGAAAACACCGCAUGAGGAAGUAAAUCUCUCUUAUGGUGAAAACAAAGAAGUAAUAGGAGUUAGUAAUGCGAUUUCUUUAGAAUACAACAAUUUUUAUGGUCGGCAUUUUAUUGCGACACGUGAUAUAAAAAUUGGGGAUGUUUUGAUGGUUCAAAGCCCAUAUAUGUAUAUAUCCAAUCGCGAGCAUGGUAAGGAUAUAGAUGGCAAAACCUGGUUUUGUGAUAACUGCCUUAAUUCUACUAUGGCACCGGUGCCUUGUGAUAAUUGUACGUAUUAUUUGUAUUGUUCCUUUGAAUGCCGAUCAGAGGCUUUUGAAAAAUACCAUAAAACUGAGUGUAAAGUAUUGAAUGAAGAAGUUCUUUUUGGACCGCAAUCUUCAAUGUUUUUGCGAUUAUUAAUAGUUGCGACAAAUCACGGUGAAAAUUUUCAGGAAGUUUAUAAUCUCAUGAAGAAAAUACAAACUAGUAAAGAUAGAAGAACAGCUGGUUUCAAGGAUGGAAAAUUGGAUGGUGGAAAUGUUAAUGCUAUUUUGAAUUUGUUAUCCCACAAUGAUAAGAUUCCUCGUUCAGGUUUGGUAAUGAAUGCAGCAAAAAUGACUGCUGCAUUAAAAAAACACACUGAUUUCAUAAAAGGAAACCAUAAUAUUAACGACGUGGGGAGACUUCUUAUGUUUUUUAGUUACACUUGCUUUAUGAACUUGUACUCCAUUAGAAGAAAUAAUUUUAUGGACGCAAUUGCUUUAGGAAUGUACCCUGUUUUCAACCUGCUCAACCACUCAUGUCAGUCCAAUGUAAUAUCAUAUGAUAACAAGAAGAGACAAAAAAUUUUGAGGGCAUGUAGAGAAAUUAAGAAAGGCGAACAGAUUUUCGUGGCUUACUGUGGAUUUGCAUUAGUUAAAAUGACAACUGAAGAGAGAAGAAAAUGCUUAAUGGAAACAAAGUAUUUUAAGUGUCAAUGUGAAGCCUGUGAAAAAAAUUACACUUACAAACCCGAAUUAAAAGGAAAGUUUAAAGUGCCUCUAGAUUUAAAGAAAAAAUUGCUGAAAAAUCCAAACGAUGCGGAAAGUUUGUGGGAAUUAUUGAGGCUGAUUUUUAAUAAAUAUAAGGGUCCCAAUUUAGAAGCAAAAGCCGUUGAAAAUGCACUUGUUAAUGCCCUUAUGGGUGAUUUAAAUUAUGACGUUAUUGAUACUUUCAAACAGUUGCGACUUCUGUGAAAAAAAGAAGAAGGAUACUUAUGUAAAUAUUGCUGUUCCAAAAUUUGUUUUUCUUCACAAUUCAUCAGGAAAUAUUUUUUUAUAACUAAAAUUACUUGAUGUAAUUUAUAUAUUUUUCUACGAAUAAAAAUAGGAUGAUAUAUGAC
This is a messenger RNA of Belonocnema kinseyi, 1938 nucleotides long. RefSeq names its product SET and MYND domain-containing protein 4-like. The coding region runs from base 107 to 1792 and encodes 561 amino acids. Lineage: Eukaryota; Metazoa; Arthropoda; Insecta; Hymenoptera; Cynipidae. The transcript is spliced from 6 exons. Gene Ontology annotation, molecular function: protein binding. The record is from RefSeq and is a predicted model, not a curated record.